AUGCCGAUGAUGUUUGAGGGUGGUGUAGAGCCAAUGGAAGCUGACGACUACAUGGACCAAGUGGAAACCCACUUGACUUCUAUGGAUGUGACGGAUGAUCAUUCAGUCACCAAUCAGCACAAAGUUGAGGAGAUGAGUUGGGAGAUGUUCAAGGAGUUGUUCUAUGAGAAGUAUUUUUCGGAUACCAAGAAGUGGGAGCUAAGAAAGCAGUUUGAUGAUCUCAUCAGAGGUAAUAUGUCAGUGACGGAAUAUGAGAACAAGUUCACUUCUCUUUCUCGCGUUGCUCCUGAGUUAGUGAGAAAUGAGGUUGACAAGACAAGGAAGUUUGUCUCUAGCCUUCAUUAUCAAAUAAGGCCGUUGAUAACGGCUCAAUACUUCAAAGUUUAUGCGGAGACAGUGGAAAGGGCAUUGAUGUUAGAGGCGGAGGCUAAAGAUAGGAAUGCAGGAAGGGAGCAGUGGAAGCAAAAGAAAAAUACAUGA
Molecule: messenger RNA, 480 nt
Organism: Cornus florida
Lineage: Eukaryota; Viridiplantae; Streptophyta; Magnoliopsida; Cornales; Cornaceae
Exons: 2
Coding region: 1-480 (159 amino acids)
Source: RefSeq, a predicted model, not a curated record